Fusarium graminearum PH-1 is the source of this 1185-nucleotide messenger RNA. RefSeq lists its product as uncharacterized. The record is from RefSeq and is a predicted model, not a curated record. Bases 1 to 1185 code for a protein of 394 amino acids. NCBI's taxonomy places the organism in Eukaryota, Fungi, Ascomycota, Sordariomycetes, Hypocreales, Nectriaceae. The transcript has a single exon.
AUGCCCAAAAACAGGCCAUCGCAGCAAAAACGAAACCAAGCGAAAUAUGAUGAAUGGGCCAAAGAACGGCGAGAAAGAGACCUGCGCGAGCAUGAGACUGCUAAAGCAGUAGCAGAUGAUGACAAACUCGAAUUCGGAUCCAAGAUUGAUGAAUUGGCCAAAAUUCGAAAAUGGUUCUCCGGCGACACACCAACUCUUGAUCAAUACCUCGGAGGAUCCUUGACUAUUUCUGAAACAGUAAACAUCAUUGCAAACCCGAUAGACGUAUCAUACACAAGUGCUGAUUUCGGCCGAAAAUAUUACGAAGAGGAGAUGUGCGCUCGGACACAACGCGGGUUUCACAGUCCCGAGAAAGCACUUGAGCUUUGGGGGCCCGAGGAGGAUUAUCCAGAACCUCAAGAAGAAUGGGAUCCAUCAAAGUCCACUGAAUCGCAACUAUGGGACCUAUGGUUUUCUGUUCUUCAUGCAGCGAAACGGAUCCCAUUUACAGAUGAAGCGCAACAACAAAAACUAGUUGACCUAGUCAAAGCCUUGAAAGCACGUCCGAAUCCACCUCCUCCUGAACCAAUGACGAUACCGUUGAAAAGAAGUUGGAUUUGGGAGUCUGGUACUUUAUGGACAGAUUUAACCGUCCUUGGUAUCUCAGUAUCAGAGACCUUUAACGACGUUUGCGGUUGCGGAGCAGGUUGGCUUUGGCCAGAACAGCGAGCAUGCGAAAACCUUUACGCCUUCCUGGCAAGACUCACUUCUAACGGGAUCAACCUCGCCAGAAUUGGAGUAUCGUGCGUCAAUACACUGGAGCAAACUCCCUUUCCAGGAUACAGGCCAUUCCCCACGCCGCCUAUAAGCGAAGUACUUAGUUAUGACGUGACUUGUGCGGCACUCUGGACCAUCAUCGCUGGCAAGGAAGUCUAUAGUGUAUAUCCAGAUACUCGCGAUGAAAGAGACAUACAAGUAGUGGACAGAAUUAUCGGGUUAAGAAACAACAAGUUACCUUGGAAAAGAUCUUUGAACAAAUACAAGGGAAGGGCACGCUGGGAAACUGCACGGAAGGAAUUUGCGCGACGACGAUUCGAAGAGGAAUCAAGAAACGAGGAAUUGUCCGUUCAAGUUCGAGAAUUGGCUGCCAAAGCUGCGCAAGCGAUGGUUCCGUUAGUCUGGCUUCAAGGACAAAAGACUGAUUAA